AUGAUCGCCCACCGGCUCGGCCUCGCUGCCGUGCGCAGCGCGACGAAGCCCAAUGUCUUCUUCAGGCAGAACAUCCCGCGCAUGGUCCUCGCCUCUGCCAUGUCAACCUCCCAGGCCCGACCCGUAUCGACCCAGAAGCUCUCCCAGGAGGAAGGCCAGCAAGUCCUCGUCAACCAGCGCCUGAACCGCCCCGUCUCCCCCAACCUGGGCAUCUACAAGAUGGAGCAGACCUGGUUCGGCGCCUCCGCCUGGACUCGUAUCACCGGCUGCGUGCUCUCCGGCGCCGCCUACGUCUACUUCACCGCAUACCUCGCCUCCCCUCUCCUGGGUCUCCACGUCGAGAGCGCCGCGCUUGCAUCCGGCUUCGCUGCCCUGCCCUUCGUCGUCAAGGGCGCCAUCAAGUUCGCUCUGGCUUUCCCCUUCACCUUCCACUUCAUCAACGGCAUCAAGCACCUGGUCUACGACUUGGGUAUUGGAUUCGCUAAGACCCAGAUUAAGAGGGGAGAGGCUGCUCUGUGGAUAUCGAGCUUUCUCGGUGGUGGCUACCUGGCUUUUGGCUUGUAA
Molecule: messenger RNA, 564 nt
Organism: Trichoderma breve
Lineage: Eukaryota; Fungi; Ascomycota; Sordariomycetes; Hypocreales; Hypocreaceae
Product: succinate dehydrogenase/Fumarate reductase transmembrane subunit domain-containing protein
Exons: 3
Coding region: 1-564 (187 amino acids)
Biological process (GO): mitochondrial electron transport, succinate to ubiquinone; tricarboxylic acid cycle
Cellular component (GO): membrane
Molecular function (GO): succinate dehydrogenase activity; electron transfer activity
Source: RefSeq, a predicted model, not a curated record